CUCACACACGCAUCUCUCGAAUUCCACUUGUCAGUUGGAUUAGUACGAUCAGUUUCAUCCCAACGUUUUUCAAAGAUACAUAAAAAAACGUACUAGUACAAAUAGAUUCUUUAUCAUCAAACAAAAGUAUUUUUGUUGUUUAUUUUUUAUUGAAUUUUGUUUUAAUUGGCUUCAUGGACAACAACACUCGAAAGAAAAAUUUAAAAAGAGGAAAGAAAAGUAAAAAAAAUUAUCUUUGUCAAGUUUAAUUACUCUACGGUUUAUGUAAAAAGUGCUAUGGUUUUAUUCAAAAUAUUAUUAAUUUUGAUAGCUUUAAUAAAUGUCGUUUUAAGUGUAAAUCUCUCCAAGUUUAGUACUGUUGGGAAAUGUUGUCCACCGGGAAGAGUCUUUUUUAACAGAGAAAAUUUCACGUGUGCUGCUCUAGACGAUGAAAAUUCCCUUGAGCUUCAUGAUACCAGAAGCAAUCACUGGGGAAAUGAAGACUUUAGAGGAUGUCCAAGUGCAAAUUUAUCUGUAACAAGUCUAAGUGACAUCGAUUCAAUAAUCCCUGGAUCUACAGCUUGUAUUGAUCUUCUCUACUGUGAGCUCAAGUAUACGCCAUUUAUUUUCUUCUGUCAGGAUGAUAAGGAGAAUUUACCGGUUCCUCGAUUAACUGCUAUCAGGAAAUGUUGCCCUUCUGGACAAUUUUAUGACAUCAACUCUCGCAAUUGUGUGAACGAUUUAACUCCAUCAAAUAUUAUAAAAAACAUUGAUGAUCUCCUUCAUGAUACUGUAGAUUUCGUCACCAUCUCUUAUGGACCACCAAUUUGUGAUUACGCAAUUGUCGAUCAUGUGGUCAAUAUUCAGGAUGUAAAAUUUCUCCAAAAUGGUACAUUUCAGGUGUUAAUAUCAUCAGGAAACGGUCUAGAAAAUUUAGUUCUAGACACAAAUGAUGCUUGCCUCGACUCAGGACCAUCUACAGAUACUCUGAUAAUAAGAUCUUGCAGUACAUCCAACUUUUGUGAUGAAAAUACAUGCAUAAGAAAAUGCUGCGCUGAAGAUGAGGCUUGGAUUGAACACAAGUGUCAAAAAGUUUCAUUAUACAAAGAACCCACUGGGAAAUUUCAUCAAGAGCUCAAGAAAGUUAUUGCCUCACUUUCUCCAGAAAACUCAACAAGGAUAAAUGUUUUGAAUUCAACUAAUUAUGGACUGAUAAUUGGCUUACAUGAGUGUGAGGAUGGGAUGUAUCCGAUAUUGCCUAAUGAGUCGUGGCACGUCACUCCACAAGGACAUGUUUAUGUACCGGGUUAUAAAGCAUAUGAACAUCAUGAGUAUUGUAUGGAUAUGCUAUAUGGCAACCAUUAUUAUAGAGAUGGAUUGUAUCCUUGUGUUUGUUUCAAUUCUCAACCAGUACAUGAAGCCAUUGAACCUGAAAGGUUUGGAAUAAAUGCUGCUUUAGAACUGACAAGUUGUAUGUUUCUCCUGUUGACAUUUUUGGUGUACCUAUGUUUGCCCCUACUGCAAAAUCUCCAUGGAAAAACUUUAAUGUGUCAUGUGGCUAGUCUUUUCGUUGCAUAUGCUUGUCUCGCGACAAUUGCCCUGACACCACCGCCUGAUGCAUACAACGAGGAUAAACAACCACGGACUCUGUGUAAAUUUCUUGGUUACACGACGUUGUUGGCUUUUCUCGCCUCGUUCUCGUGGCUCAACAUUAUGUGUUUCGACAUUUGGUGGACCUUUGGAGGAUAUGGAGGAGCUGCUCACAUAGGCGGUAAAAAAAAUGCUCAGAAAAAACGCUUUAUUAUUUACUCCCUGUAUGCUUGGGGCUUUUCUUUAUUCAUUACGUCACUUGCAAUCACAGCAGACCAUACAGACACUGUUAAACAACAUCUGCGCCCUAACAUUGCCGUUGAUUCAUGCUGGUUUGCACAAACUUGGAAUAAUCAGGGAGAAAUGGUUUAUUUUAUUGGACCAGUUUCGAUUCAAUUAGCAACGAAUGUUGUCUUUUUUAUAUUGACAUUACGACACUGCAGUCGAGUUAAAGCAGACAUUUCCAAAGUCAUGAUUAGCACCACUGAAUAUAAAAAACGACGCUUUCAAGCUGACAGAUCCAAGCUCAUUCUCAACAUCAAACUUUUCAUCGUUAUGGGAAUCUCUUGGAUAUUUGAAAUAAUUUCAUACUUUAUGAAUCACUAUGCUGUUGAUCUACGUUGGCGUACACAAUUUUUUUAUAUAUCAGAUUCUUUUAAUUGUCUCCAAGGUUUACUAAUAUUUAUACUUUUUGUAUUGAAAAUCAAAGUUUAUUAUGCAUUAAUGCACCGACUCGGACGUCGUAAAGCAAACAGGCCGACAAGUGUUGCCGGAACUAGUCUCCAGGAUCCAUUCAAAGUGAAAAAAAGUAUCAGCUGUAGCACACUCACGUCAACUUUUGCUAUCAGCAACUCACCGUAGUUUCGUGUGAACUUAAAAAAAUAAAAAUCAUUUCUCAUGAUAAA
This is a messenger RNA of Chelonus insularis, 2474 nucleotides long. RefSeq names its product probable G-protein coupled receptor Mth-like 11. Gene Ontology annotation, molecular function: transmembrane signaling receptor activity. Gene Ontology annotation, biological process: cell surface receptor signaling pathway. Lineage: Eukaryota; Metazoa; Arthropoda; Insecta; Hymenoptera; Braconidae. Gene Ontology annotation, cellular component: membrane. The coding region runs from base 277 to 2430 and encodes 717 amino acids. The record is from RefSeq and is a predicted model, not a curated record. The transcript has 7 exons.